Messenger RNA from Arachis stenosperma, 435 nucleotides. RefSeq lists its product as uncharacterized. The transcript is spliced from 2 exons. The record is from RefSeq and is a predicted model, not a curated record. NCBI's taxonomy places the organism in Eukaryota, Viridiplantae, Streptophyta, Magnoliopsida, Fabales, Fabaceae. The coding region runs from base 1 to 435 and encodes 144 amino acids.
AUGUGCACCAGAAGUAUCGUCUCUCAAUAUCAUGCUAAACUGGACUUUGAUAUAAUUGCAAAAGUGAUAAAGCCAUUAGUUAAAGCUGAUCCAUCCAUGGAGAUGAAAUCUGUCAUUGCUGAAGUGCAAUCGAAGUUCAACUACACAAUAACAAUGGUUGCAAAAGAACCAUCAGUAGCUGUUGAGUACGAAACUGCAUAUGGCUACCGAGGGGACGAGUUAGUUGAAGAUCUCCAUAUUCUAACAAGAGUCUUUUGGGCUUUCUACUCGUGCAUUAAAGCAUUCAGAAGUUGCAAGCCAGUGAUCCAGGUUGACGACACAUAUUUAUAUGGAAAGUAUAAAGGAAUUUUUUUAGUUGCAAUAUCACAAGAUGGCAAUAGAAAUAUCGUGCCUCUUGCAUUUACCCUAGUCGAAGGUGAGACUCCCGAUGCCUAA